AUGGCGGCGACUUCCGUAGAUGCUCUCGGGGCAUUUACUCACCUCCAAACAAAUCUACCCUUAUGGGUGACCCGUAUCUCUGAGCUUGCUGCGCAUACUGCUAGAAGACACGAGGAAUAUACUCAAGCCUACCGUCAACACGCUACAAACAAACCUCGUCGUCGAAAGAACAGCUCCGUACGCUCAAUUCACACCGAUGUGGUCCCGAUCGCCCAGCGCAAAACUCCCAACCCGGAACCUACUACGGUCACCCCCAGUACCGAGAAGACUGCCACUGAGAAUACCACCAUCGCAACUGAAGGCUCUAGGGAUGCGUCGGCUUCCAAUCAGCAGGCUAGACGCAAGCGCGGUCCGGACGAGUCCUCAAAUGAUCCCACUGAACCCUAUGCUUUUGUCAGCACCCGCCACAAUGUCAUUAUCGAAUACGAUGGCCAUACACAAAAGACGCUACAGGAAAUGGUGAAGGAUAUCGGCAUUGCUCGGAACAAUAUUCGCCGCGGCAGGAUGUCGCUGAUGCCCCGUGCAAACUUGCGCUCAAGUCUGCUGAGUCGAACUGCGAACUACACCAACAGACAAACAGAAUCUGAGGAAUCUCCAUUGUCUAUCCUAUCAACAGUUCGCAGCACCCGCAACGGUGCUAGUCUUGUCGGUAUAUCAGGGUCUAUGGGAAUGCGAAAGGAUUCAACCUUUGACUACGCAGACAAACAGCUGGAGCUAGCGCAUGGACUCUGUGAAACGGCCGCUUUCCAGGUCCUUCGAUCUGGAGACUGUGGUACUGAGCUCGAUGGUGUGGAAGAAAAGUUCAAGAUGCUGCUUGAGGUGACCCACAACGAGGUUACUCGUCUUUUGGAAGAGAAGAAGAAGCAGGAGGAACAAGCCAAAGAGCAAAAGGAGAAGGAAACUGAACAAGAGAAUGUGAAACCACCUCUGGAGCCGACUACAGUACCCCUCGCUAAAUUAGCCGCCAUUACCAGCAAGCCAUCAGUCACGGGUAGUGGUGCCAUUGAAGUCGACGAUGGAUCCUCUAUAUCAGCCGAGUCUCUCGACCUAUCUGCAUUUCGAUCAUCAAGAAUUCGAGUAUAA
Messenger RNA from Penicillium taxi, 1083 nucleotides. RefSeq lists its product as uncharacterized. Bases 1 to 1083 code for a protein of 360 amino acids. The transcript has a single exon. Lineage: Eukaryota; Fungi; Ascomycota; Eurotiomycetes; Eurotiales; Aspergillaceae. The record is from RefSeq and is a predicted model, not a curated record.